Messenger RNA from Cebus imitator (Panamanian white-faced capuchin), 1000 nucleotides. RefSeq names its product pterin-4 alpha-carbinolamine dehydratase 1 (gene PCBD1). The transcript is spliced from 4 exons. Gene Ontology annotation, biological process: tetrahydrobiopterin biosynthetic process. Gene Ontology annotation, molecular function: 4-alpha-hydroxytetrahydrobiopterin dehydratase activity. Lineage: Eukaryota; Metazoa; Chordata; Mammalia; Primates; Cebidae. The record is from RefSeq and is a predicted model, not a curated record. Bases 249 to 563 code for a protein of 104 amino acids.
GGUGGGAUUCCAACCCAGAAGCGGGCGUCUGGAGCCCUCAUGCUUCACCCUAGCCCCAUGAAACGAGCACGCAGGAUGGCUCUGAGCAGCGAGGAAAGUGCUGGAAGGAAGCAAGCACAGCGCGUCCCUGGCUGGGGACGUUAAUCAUUACCCGGGGGCGGCCCCAGCGCGGCCCCGCCCCGGGACUGCCGCCUGCGCGCCUGGCCGCCGCCUGCCCUCUCCGCCAGCCACCUGCUGCCGCCCGCGCCAUGGCUGGCAAAGCACACAGGCUGAGCGCCGAGGAGAGGGACCAGCUGCUGCCAAACCUGAGGGCUGUGGGGUGGAAUGAGCUGGAAGGCCGCGAUGCCAUCUUCAAGCAGUUUCAUUUCAAAGACUUCAACAGGGCUUUUGGGUUCAUGACAAGAGUGGCCCUGCAGGCUGAGAAACUGGACCACCAUCCUGAAUGGUUUAACGUGUACAACAAGGUCCACAUCACACUGAGCACCCACGAGUGUGCCGGCCUUUCAGAACGGGACAUAAACCUGGCCAGCUUCAUUGAACAAGUAGCAGUGUCCAUGACGUAGACCCCGCUCUUCCUCUUUGAAUUCCUCUGGGGGAAGGGGUGACUGAACUGGGAAUCCAGGGAGGGAGCUGAGGAGCCCUUGGCCUCUCCCGACUUCCCUCCCAAGACCCAGUUGCCUCCACUGAGGGGCGAGUCCUGGCUGUGGGAUGUGCCAGCAUCCCUACCAACAUCAGGAAUUUAGACCUUUUCCCUGUACCACUCUCUUUAUCCUGGGGGCUCUGUUACACUGAUUUGAAUAAGCUCUCCCCUUUCUUUGCAACUUCCCAGCAACAAUAAUGAUUUUCUUGCCAGGCUGUAUCUUGCUCCCUAAUUCAUUUCCCAGGAAGCUGUGACAGAGGGUGAAAUAGUCUUGUCUUAGAAACCAAUACCCUAAACCUACACUAUGUAACAGAAACACAUGUGCUUUUAUGUCUCAAAUAAAACUAUGAUAUCACUUGG